AUAAAAUAAGAAAAGAGAAGAAAAUAAAGUUCACACAACUGAGAUGAUGAGAUGAAAUCUUAGUGGAAAUACUCUCUGAAAAAAUGCUGUUGAUCAAGUGCAAGUACAUAUGCAAAUUUUAUAUGUAGCCUGUAGUAUUGGUUACCUUCACAGCGUUGGCUUCACCAGGAAAAGAGAAAGGCUUAUCAAUCCUAUGGACCGAGUCUCACCACAGCCGUCAACCUCGGUUCAGAACCAAGCUGUAUCAGAGUCACUUCCUCUGCCCUUCCUCCCUAAUGAGCUCGUUGUUGAAAUUCUCUCCAGACUUCCCGUAAAGUCUUUGUUGCAGUUCAGGUGUGUGUGCAAGUCGUGGAUGUCCCUUAUUUCUGAUCCUUAUUUCAUGAAAAAGCACCUUCACCUGUCAACUCGAAGUACCCACUUCAACCAUCACAGGAUCAUAUUGAGUGCCACAACAGCAGAGUUUCACCUUAAAUCAUGUUCUGUGAGUUCCUUGUUCAAUAGCCCUUCAACAGUUUGUGAUGACCUUAGCUAUCCUGUGAAGAACAAGUUUCGUCAUGAUGGGAUUGUUGGAUCUUGUAAUGGAUUGUUAUGUUUUGCCAUAAAAGGUGAUUGUGUGCUUCUUUGGAACCCCUCUAUGAGGGCCUCCAAGAAAUCACCACCUUUGAGUAAUAAUUGGAGACCAGGGUGUUUCACUGCCUUUGGCCUUGGUUACGAUCAUGUCACUGAGGAUUACAAGGUGGUUGCUGUGUUUUGUGAUCCUAAUGAGAUUUAUAGUGAGUGUAAAGUGAAGGUGUAUAGCAUGGCCACCAACUCUUGGAGGAAGAUUCAGGAUUUCCCUCAUGGUUUCUCACCCUACCAAAAUUCAGGAAAGUUUGUUAGUGGCACACUCAAUUGGGCUGCCAAUCACCCUGUUGGUUCAACUUCUUUGUGGGUUAUUGUUUCCUUGGAUCUGCAUAAGGAAACAUAUAGGGAAGUUCUGCCACCUGAUUAUGAGAAGGAAGACUGUUCCACUCCUACUUUGGGUGUUUUGCAAGAAUGUCUGUGCAUGAAUUAUGAUUACAAGAAAACUCAUUUUGUUGUGUGGAUGAUGAAGGAUUAUGGGAUAAGAGAGUCUUGGUUUAAGUUGGUAAGCAUUCCUUAUUUGCCAAAUCCAGAAGAUUUUUCCUACUCAGGGCCUUAUUACGUUUCAGAGAAUGGUGAAGUGCUGUUGAUGUUUGAGUUUGACUUGAUCCUCUAUGAUCCAAGAGAUAACUCUUUUAAGUACCCUAGGAUUGAGAGUGGGAAGGGCUGGUUUGAUGCAGAGGUCUAUGUUGAAACUCUGGUUUCGCCAAUGAAGCAUUGAACUGGAUGUGUCAGGCAAAGCAAGCUUAAGGAAAAAUAAAAUGUGUAAAUUAUUUUGAGUCCAUGUGAUCUUAUCUUGAUACAUGUUUUUGGCAUUAUAUGUGUAAUAUGUAUAUGCAGAAUUGUAUAAAUGUCCUUAAUAUUUUAAGCUAAGUGUUGUUACUUGUGUCGAUCACCAUGUAUCCAUCACUGAUGGAAAAUCCUACUUCACUUAUUUGUUAGUAAAUGGAAAUUGGUAUAUGCUUUCUUGCUUA
This is a messenger RNA of Vigna umbellata (rice bean), 1595 nucleotides long. Its product is annotated as F-box/kelch-repeat protein At3g23880-like. Lineage: Eukaryota; Viridiplantae; Streptophyta; Magnoliopsida; Fabales; Fabaceae. Gene Ontology annotation, molecular function: protein binding. The record is from RefSeq and is a predicted model, not a curated record.